AUCGAUCUAAGCGGCCGUUAUAUUUUAUCAGUUGGGUUAUGUCAUUGAGUCAUAGGUCCUGUGUUAUUGUUGAGACAGGAGACAAAAUAGAAUAGAAGAAAAGAUUAGCAAUGUUUUCAAGCAAAUCUUCAGGUUUUGAUAAAGCUUUGGAAAAAGCAACAAGUCAACUUCUUCUGGAGCCAGACUGGGAUUCCAUUCUUCAAAUAUGUGAUUGUAUCAGACAGGGAGAUGUACAUGGAAAAUACGCAAUUGGAUCAUUAAAGAAAAAGAUAACUGCUGACAAUCCACAUGUUUCAAUGUUUGCUUUACAGACUUUGGAAUCCUGUGUGAAGAAUUGUGGAUCAAUUAUUCAUGAAGAAGUUGCUACCAAGGAGUUUAUGGAAUUCCUUAAAGACAUUGCAAAGACCAAGCCAGAUCCAGUCAAAGGCAAAAUAUGUGAAUUGAUCCAGUGUUGGUCCCAUGCAUUCAGAAAUGAACCAAAUUACAAAGUUGUGCAGGAUACUUUUAAUUUGAUGAAAAUGGAAGGCUACACCUUCCCAACACUGAAAGAAGCUGAUGCAAUGUUUAUGGCUGAGAAAGCUCCGGAGUGGAAGGAGGGAGAUGCCUGUGCUAGGUGUCGCACUCGAUUUGGGACAUUUAACAGACAGCAUCACUGUCGUAGUUGUGGGGAUGUGUUUUGUGGCAAGUGUUCAUCUAAAUCCUCCAUCAUCCCCAAGUUUGGAAUUGAGAGAGAAGUGAGGGUGUGCGAUUCCUGCUUUGACAAGAUUCAACAACCUAUCAAGAAAAAAGAUUCAGAUUCUGAAUUGCCAGCUGAAUAUUUAGCAAGCCCAUUGUCAAAGCAACAGCAGAUCCCACCUCAGAAGUCUGAGCAAGAGAUUCAAGAGGAAGAAGAGCUACAGUUAGCAUUGGCACUGUCUCAGAGUGAAAAUGAGGCUAAGGAGAAAGAGAGAGAGAGAUUGAAGAAGAACUAUGGGAUGUAUGGAGGAAACACUAAUACAACAGCAUCUGCUCCGGCCACUCAACCUACGGUUUCCGCUCCGGUGAUUGACACAACAGACAUGGAUCCGGAGUUAGCUCGCUACCUUGACAGGAAUUUCUGGCAGAGAAAGUCAAAUGACAAUAAACAAACUGUAACAACAAGUACCACCACCACCCCAUCUGCUCCUGUUGCCAAUACAGAACCCAAACAAGCUGGAGGAGGGAUUGUUAUGGAGGCUUAUCAGAAUGGAGCCGAUGAGGGAGACCAAGAGCAGUUUUUGCGAGCUUUACAGAGUAGCUUGGAGAUCUUUGUCAACAGAAUGAAAAGUAAUUCCCAGCGAGGUCGCAGUAUUGCCAAUGACUCCUCUGUACAGUCACUGUUCAAUGUUAUCUCCAACAUGCACCCCCAGCUGAUGAAGUACACACAGGAACAAGAAGAUAUGAGGGGCCACUACGAGUCCCUUCAGGACAAACUUGCACAGCUUCGUGAUGCCAGGGAGGCCCUGGAUGCUCUGCGUGAAGAUUAUCGGGAAAAGAAGCGCCGAGAACAGGAGGAGUUGGAAAGACAGAGGCAGAUCCAAAUGGCUCAGAAGCUGGAAAUCAUGAGGCAGAAGAAACACGAAUACUUAGAAAUGCAGAGACAGCUGGCAUUGCAGCGGUUACAGGAUCAGGAAAGGGAAAUGCAGAUGAGACUUGAACAACAGAAACAUUUGACGCAGAUAAGGCAAAUGCAGGCAUAUGGAUAUCCUCCAAAUGCUUAUGGGCAAAUGCCACCUAUGCAGGGCAUGCAAGGACAAACUUUUAGCCCGAUCAAUUCUGUGGAUGGUUCUCCAGUUCAUCAAAUGCAUCAGAAUAUGUAUCCCCCCCCAAUGGGAGUAGGUCCUGGUAAUAUGAACGUGGGAUCAGGCCAGGGAAUGCCUCAGAUGCAGGGAGGGAUGAAUAUGGGAAUGGGGCCUUCAGGGGGAGGUAUGGGCCCCUCAGGGGGAAGCAUGGGGCCCUCAGGGGGAAGCAUGGGGCCAUCAGGGGGAAGUAUGGGGCCAUCAGGGGGAGGCCUGGAUCAACAGACCAUGAUGAAUCAAGGCCCCAUGGGAACAGGACUACCACAGAUGUAUGCUGCUCCCAGUUCACAGGCUGGAGGACCAUACCCCCCAGGCUCCACACAGCCUGUCAAUCUGCCUGGUACAUAUCAAACAGAGGCAGGCCAAAACAACUACCAACCUCAGAUGCAAUAUAGCAUGUCACCUCCCAUGAAUCAGGGGUACAUGCCACCUCCCAAUAUAGAUUACAAGGCAUUCAACAUGCAAAGUAUGGCUAAUGCACUUCCCCCACAGAAUCAGCAAGGCAUGUACUCAGCUCCAUCUGGUCAGCAACAAUACAUGACAGGGCCUCCACAUCAGAGUCAGCAAUACCAACAGGGAGGCCCUCCUCCCCAACAAGCCCCCCAGCAACCUCCCCCAGCCCCUACCCAGCUGGAGGGGGAACUAAUUUCAUUUGAUUAAUGAACAAACUAAAUAGCUCUCCAGUGUAUAUAAGGAAAAAUUAUAUAUUAAAACAAUAACCACAAUGAUUUAAGAGGCAUUUAUGGAUAUUUUAAAAUUGUAUGUUGUAGCAAUAGAAAUCUCUCAUGCUAAAAGUUAAUUGUUGUACACAAAAUGACAAUUUGAAAGUUGAAAGCAAUUUUAUUUCCUGUUUAUUUAAGACAGUUAUAAAAACAGAAGGUGGAUAGACAAAGUUUAAUUGAACUGGGAAUAUUUUUAUUCAGAUUCUCUACAUGUACAUGAAAUUUUGCAGAAGUAGCAAUAUGAUACAUUUGAUUCUAAUAAAUCUCAUAAGAAAUCAGA
This is a messenger RNA of Ostrea edulis (European flat oyster), 2819 nucleotides long. RefSeq names its product hepatocyte growth factor-regulated tyrosine kinase substrate-like. The record is from RefSeq and is a predicted model, not a curated record. The transcript has 16 exons. Bases 111 to 2477 code for a protein of 788 amino acids. NCBI's taxonomy places the organism in Eukaryota, Metazoa, Mollusca, Bivalvia, Ostreida, Ostreidae. Gene Ontology annotation, molecular function: metal ion binding; phosphatidylinositol binding; ubiquitin binding.